AUGGAGGAACUGAAGCAGCGGGGACGCAAGAGGGAAGGCCGUCACAGGGACACCUGGGACCCGUUCCAGCUGAACCCGAUCGGAGCCGAAAAAGAGAAGAAGAGAACACUCUUUCGAAUUCUGCAGAACUUGGUGGCCGUUAUCGUGGGCCUGCUCGUGUUGGUUAGCGGGGUUAUGAGCAAGGGCUCUCUGCUGGUUUUGACCACUCUGACCAGUCCAGUGUCUUUGAGAAACAAUGUGGACAAACAGUUCUACACGCUGAUGUUGAUGUGUGUGCUAGUGAUGCCAAACCUGCUGAUGUUCCUGAAGUCUCUGUGGAAGUGUGUCUUCAAGAGCUAUGUGGCCCCUAACCCAAGGACACUGGGAAUCAUGUGUGGGAUUGAGAGUCUGGUGGCCGUGGGGACUGCGAUCCUGGUGCUCAUUGUGAUGCCUAAGCUUGAUGUUCUCACAAACCUCAGCAUCCCCGGAGGCAUCUGCAUCCUUUCAGCCGUGCUUCAGAUCGCCUUCCGAUUGCAGACACAGAGCUGGAUGAUCCUGUACCCCAUAUGCUCCCUCAUCCUAGUGCUCAGCGGCUACGUUCUACUGGUGGUCGACUACUAUGUGAGAGAGUCCUCUUAUGUGCCAGGACAAGUAGAAGGUUGCUACAUUUAUGUAGGCAUUGCAAUUUUUGCAACGCUGCUGGUUUCUCUGAACUGGUGGGAGAACCCUUUUCAGGCCAGCACUAACAUUCAGGAAAUGCUCAGCGAACUGGACACUUUCAGAGAUGCCGUUUAUCUGUUCACCAGCCUCAUUCGAAUAGCGCUGACUUUGGGGGUGUACUUUCUGUAUUACUGCCUGAUUGCUGAGACUCCCAUUGUAUGGAAUGAUUUCACCAAAGCCAGUAAAGGCACAGUAGAGAUAGGCCUUGGGCUGUUUUCCCUGCAGGCGUUCUGCUCUGCUGCGUGCCACUGGUUUGGAGUCGUGGCCUGCAAGAUCCACGCGAUGAGAUUUGGUUUUGCUCUGCCUGUAUUGGACAGAUACCGAGGGGAUCCAAAGGAGGAACACAAGGAUUGCUUUGACUUUGAGUGCCAUAUUUAUGUUGACGAUGCCUUCAUGUUAGAAAAAGACACGGAGAGAAAGCUUGUCAACUCCUAUGUUUGCGACCUCAUACAAGGCUCUCUGCUGGUUUUGACCACUCUGACCAGUCCAGUGUCUUUGAGAAACAAUGUGGACAAACAGUUCUACACGCUGAUGUUGAUGUGUGUGCUAGUGAUGCCAAACCUGCUGAUGUUCCUGAAGUCUCUGUGGAAGUGUGUCUUCAAGAGCUAUGUGGCCCCUAACCCAAGGACACUGGGAAUCAUGUGUGGGAUUGAGAGUCUGGUGGCCGUGGGGACUGCGAUCCUGGUGCUCAUUGUGAUGCCUAAGCUUGAUGUUCUCACAAACCUCAGCAUCCCCGGAGGCAUCUGCAUCCUUUCAGCCGUGCUUCAGAUCGCCUUCCGAUUGCAGACACAGAGCUGGAUGAUCCUGUACCCCAUAUGCUCCCUCAUCCUAGUGCUCAGCGGCUACGUUCUACUGGUGGUCGACUACUAUGUGAGAGAGUCCUCUUAUGUGCCAGGACAAGUAGAAGGUUGCUACAUUUAUGUAGGCAUUGCAAUUUUUGCAACGCUGCUGGUUUCUCUGAACUGGUGGGAGAACCCUUUUCAGGCCAGCACUAACAUUCAGGAAAUGCUCAGCGAACUGGACACUUUCCGAGAUGCCAUUUAUCUGUUCACCAGCCUCAUUCGAAUAGCACUGACCUUGGGGGUGUACUUUCUGUAUUACUGCCUGAUUGUUGAAGCCGAUGCUCGCAUUAACUGGGAUGCUUUCACCAAAGCCAGUAAAGGCACGGUAGAGAUAGGCCUUGGGCUGUUUUUCCUGCAGGCAUUCUGCUCUGCUGCCUGCCACUGGUUCGGAGUCGUGGCCUGCAAGAUCCACUCGAUGACGUUUGCUUUUGCUCUGCCCGUGUCGUUAACUGGUCCAGCGACGCUAAUCCUGGGCAUGAUACUGUUCUUGACACAAGCUGAGAUGUUGGUCCCUUCCUCACAAACUGCUAGCUUAUAUAGCUCUGGCGACAAUUUUACAGUUAAAACUCCUUUCUGGCCAUUUUGUCACGAACUUGAAACUCUCAAAGACGUCAACACCACCCCAGUCGUGAUGCUGGAAAUUUCCUAUAGUAUCUGCAAAACGUCACUCAACAACCCGAACGCCAUGUGGCCUUUCUCCAUGCUGGCGCUGGAGGGGGUCUGCAUGUGGCUCGGCCUGGUCUCAUGCACAUAUUACGUGUGGAGAAUCAAGGUGCAGAGGAUUGAACGCACGUCCCAACUUUUCGUACGCCGCUUGUAUGAAUCCGCCUUCAUUGACCUCUCUAUGCUGCUGAACACGAAAAUGAAAGCGGUUCGUACGGCAAACAAGGAGAGGUACAUAUUACACCAUGAUGUCUAUGAAAUGAUACACAUAAUACAGUACAAGUGCAUGAAUUUAGUCAAAAUCUGA
Messenger RNA from Sinocyclocheilus anshuiensis, 2511 nucleotides. RefSeq lists its product as uncharacterized. The transcript has 7 exons. The record is from RefSeq and is a predicted model, not a curated record. NCBI's taxonomy places the organism in Eukaryota, Metazoa, Chordata, Actinopteri, Cypriniformes, Cyprinidae. The coding region runs from base 1 to 2511 and encodes 836 amino acids.